This is a messenger RNA of Dermatophagoides pteronyssinus (European house dust mite), 1747 nucleotides long. Its product is annotated as RNA-binding protein FXR1-like. Gene Ontology annotation, biological process: animal organ development; mRNA transport; positive regulation of translation. Gene Ontology annotation, molecular function: mRNA 3'-UTR binding; translation regulator activity. Gene Ontology annotation, cellular component: cytoplasmic stress granule; nucleus. The record is from RefSeq and is a predicted model, not a curated record. NCBI's taxonomy places the organism in Eukaryota, Metazoa, Arthropoda, Arachnida, Sarcoptiformes, Pyroglyphidae.
UUAUAAUUUUGGUCUAUUGAAUUUGUAACAUUCGUUUUUCAUUACAAAAAUUGUUUUUUUGGAAGAAAUUUGUGCAAAUAUGGAUCCUUCAUUCGAGAAUGGACUUAUUGAAAUUAAUCUUUCAUCAGAAUCGGAUGGUCAAAGUAAUAAUGUUUGGUAUGAUGCCUAUAUCCUAGAUGUACAACCAUCACAAUCACAAUCAUCAUCAGCUCCAGAAGAAAAUGUUGAAAUUGCCGCCAAUGAUGGUGAUAAUGUUGAUAAUGAAAAAAGCAACAAGAACAGCAGCAGUGAUGGUGAUGAUGAAAAGCAAAUUUUAAUGGCAAAAAUUGUUAUGGCAAUCAAAAAUGAACCCGUAUCGAUUACAAUAUCACAGAAAAAACAUUGCCAUCAAUUGCCAAUAAAUCAGAUUCGUUUGAAACCGAAUCCCAAACAAGUUGCAUUGUUUGCAGAAAAUAGCAUAAUCGAAGUAAUGACUGUCGAUGGAAAUGAGAAAUUUAUUGCUUGGAAAUUGGCCAAAAUUAAAAAAUUUACCGAUACCGAAGCCGUGGUUGAAUAUUUUGAUCAAAAUGGUCAAACAAUUGAAUCGAAAUCUGUGGAAGAAUUGGAUGUAAUCAGUCGUAAAGAUAGUCGACCACCAAAUUCAUUCAAACCAUUGAAUGAUGUAACAGUUGCUAAUAAUCCAUUUGCACGUACCGAAUUGGCUGUACCAUUUUUUCUUCAACAAGGUGAUUCUAAAUGGCUUUGUAAUGUUGAUUUUCAUGAACGUUUUCGAAAAAAUGUUGAUAAUUUAAUCAAUAUUACUUAUGAUGAUGAAAAAAAACUAUUGAUUUGUCUUGGCUAUACACCCGAUUGUACAGAAUAUUCAAAGAAAAAAUUCAACAAUCAAUGUCAAAUGUUAUCGGAUUUUCAUUUUCGUGCAUUGAAAGAAACACAUUCACUUAAUAAAUAUCUGAUGCCACCGAUUCAAAAUCAAAAUCCAAACGAAUCAUCUUUACGUGUUUUUGUUGCAAAAAAUUUACUUGGUUUAGCUAUUGGUAAACAAGGUUCAAAUAUUAAAAAAGCACGUGAAAUUGAUGGUAUUCAAUCGGUUGAACUUUAUGAUCAUAUUAGUAGCUUUAUUAUUAAAGGUAAUAAUAUGGAAGCCUGUCAACAAGCAGCAAAUUUAUUGAAUAUUGUACAAGAAUCGAUUGAAAUUGCUGAAGAAAAUAUGAAUUUUUUUAAUGAUGAAUUAAUUAUGCAAGAAUUGGUUGAUAAAACUGGUAUCAUAAAAUUUGAAUUAAUUCCAUUGGAACCAAAUGAUUCAUAUACAAAUGAUGAUCCUCAUCAUCAUCAUCAAUAUUAUCAACAUGAUAAUCGUAGAAAUCGUUCAACAACAAAUACUAAUCAAACAUUUAUGUUAAAUAUUCUUGGUAAUCGUGAAAAUGUUGAUAAUUUUAAAGUAUUAUUCAAUUAUCAAUUGGCUGAAUAUAUGGAUAUGAAAAAAUUGCGUGAACAAUUUAAAGGUCUUGUUGGUGGUACAGUACGUUCGUCAUACAAUCAACGACGACGUCCAAUGGGUGGACGAAGAUUUUCUGAUGUAUUAAAAAAUCGAUUCUAAAACGAUCAGAUUUUUCAUCUAUAUUUUUCUUUUCUUUUUUCUAACCAUAAUAUGAUAAUUACACAGUUGAACAGUGAAAAAAACAUAGUUGCUUCAAAAUUUUGUUUUAAAAAAAUCACUCUUUUUGUAUUUAAUCAUUUUCUUUCUUUC